Molecule: messenger RNA, 1128 nt
Organism: Solanum dulcamara
Lineage: Eukaryota; Viridiplantae; Streptophyta; Magnoliopsida; Solanales; Solanaceae
Product: annexin D3-like
Exons: 6
Coding region: 1-1017 (338 amino acids)
Cellular component (GO): cytoplasm
Molecular function (GO): calcium ion binding; calcium-dependent phospholipid binding
Source: RefSeq, a predicted model, not a curated record
AUGGUUGAAACUAGAGUUGUUGGGAGUCUCAACGAAGAGAACCCCGCCAAAAAUUGGCGUAUGCCACUAAUUGAAGCACGCACACGGUAUUUUUUAGUAAAAGGCGAAAGAAUAGUUCGCUAUGUACUUGCUGCGUGGCUGCGUGAGAAGUGCGGACUAGCUGUGCUGCUUUUGAAUUUACACAUUGUUUAUCGAUGUGUGGCGGAGUCAGAAACCUAUCACCAACUUUACAACAAGUCCCUUGUCGAUGACAUUUUUUCUGAAUUGUCUGGUGAUUUCAGGAAAGCAGUUGUCCUGUGGACAUACGGGCCUUCUGAAAGAGAUGCACGACUAGCAAAUGAAGCCUUGAAGUCAAAAAAGAAAACCAUCACCCAAUUGCAAGUGAUAGUAGAGAUAGCUUGUGCAUCAUCUCCUGAUCAUCUGGUUGCGGUGAGACAAACAUAUCGUGGCCUUUUCAACUGUUCACUUGAAGAAGAUAUAGCAGCAAAUGCCCCUAUGCCUGUUCAAAAGAUUCUCAUCGGUCUAGCCAGGUCCUACAGAUAUGAUAAGGAACUGGUGGAUCCUACCACCGCAAAUAAAGAAGCUGCUAUCCUUCGUGAAACCAUAAGAACAAAAAAGUUGGAUUCCGAUAAUUUUCUGUUGAUACUCAGCACAAGGAAUGUUCAUCAGCUUAGAGCAACUUUUGAGUGCUACAAGCAAAAUUAUGGAUUCUCCAUUGAUCAGGACAUAAAGAGCUGUGGAAAAGGUCUGUUGGAAUCUAUACUGAAGGUGGUUAUCUGGUGCAUUGAUUCACCAGAGAAACAUUUUGCUGAGGUUGUCAGAGCCUCGAUUGUUGGGAUUGGAACGGAUGAGGAUUCUCUAACUAGAGCCAUUGUAACUCGAGCUGAAGUUGAUAUGAUGAAAGUCAGGGGAGAGUAUUUCAUCGCGAACAAGACUAAUCUUGAUAAUGCAGUUAUUGGUGACACAUCAGGUGAUUACAUGAAGUUCCUGAUGACACUGCUUGGGGCCAAAGUCUAGCUAGCUCUCUGGACCUGAACAUUGUGUUGUAGUGUUUCAAUUGUCUAUUUACUUUUGUAUGCUUCUAUGAAUAACAUUAAUGUGUGGACUUGUGAAAAAAAUAAUAAUUGG